CCUAAACUGCAACGCAAAUAAUGCACUUACAGCGUGUCCCUGCACUUGACCUCGCGGUGUACUUUGGCAAAUUUGCAAAAGUCCUUCUCUGCCCGCCUGCAACAGUUAAUGGUUUCCUAUCGAACGCGAUGGUACUACCUAAGCUUCGUGAUCCUUACAGCGUGAUGCCGCUACUGUUGCGCCUGCAACGGUUCGUGGGGCUGUGGGGUGACCGGCAGUAUCGGUACAAGUUCCGGCUAGCCUUUGCCAGUUUCUGUGUUCUGGUCGUUAUUCCUAAGCUAGCGUUUGGCUAUCCUGAUUUCGAUACCACCAUCCGGGGUACAGCCGAACUGAUCUUUGAGUGGAACGUCCUGUUUGGGAUGUUGCUGUUCUCCUUCAAGCUGGACGUGUACGAUGAGAUGGUUCAUCAAUUCAUCGAGUUAGCUGAGCUAGUGUUUAGUGGACAGGUCCGCCCGGAACUUGGAAGUUAUCUGAUGCAUAUCAACCACCGGAUUGAUAAGUUUUCAAAGAUCUACUGCUGCAGCCAUUUCUGUUUGGCAACCUUCUACUGGGUCGCACCACUCUCAAGCACCUACUCGGCGUAUCUGACUCCCCACAACGAGUCGAUCCCGGUGGAGCAUGUGCUACAUCUGGAGGAGGAGCUGUACUGGCUGAAGAAUCGAGUUUCGCUAACCGAUUACUCCAUCUUUACUGUCAUCAUGCUGCCCACCAUUUUCAUGCUAGCGUUCUUCGGUGGUUUAAAGCUGCUGACCAUCUUUAGCAACGUGAAGUACUGUUCAGCCAUGCUACGCCUCGUAGCGAUGCGUAUUCAGCUAAUGGAUCAGCUCGAGGAGCACCAUGUGGAGCGUGAGUUGAUUGAGAUCAUCAAGAUGCACCAGAAGGCACUGAGAUGCGUUGAGCUACUGGAAAUGAGUUUUCGAUGGGUGUUCCUCGGUCAAUUCAUUCAAUGCGUCAUGAUAUGGUGCAGCUUGGUGCUGUAUGUUACAGUUACGGGUAUUAGUACUAAGGCGGCCAAUGUGGGCAUUCUCUUUAUCCUACUCACUGUGGAAACAUAUGGAUUUUGUUACUUUGGAACGGACCUUACAUCAGAGAGCCUCAGUGUAGCACGUGCAGUCACGGACAGCUUAUGGUACCGACGAUCGGUUUCAGUGCAAAGGAAGCUUCGCAUGGUACUGCAGCGAGCCCAAAAACCGCUGGGGAUUUCUGCUGGAAAGUUUUGCUUCGUCGAUGUUGAGCAGUUCGGUAAUAUGGCAAAAACGUCCUACUCAUUCUACAUCGUGCUGAAGGAUCAGUUUUAAAGCCUGGACGCGAGUUGUUGGUAGUC
Molecule: messenger RNA, 1324 nt
Organism: Anopheles aquasalis
Lineage: Eukaryota; Metazoa; Arthropoda; Insecta; Diptera; Culicidae
Product: odorant receptor 49b-like
Biological process (GO): detection of chemical stimulus involved in sensory perception of smell; sensory perception of smell
Cellular component (GO): plasma membrane
Molecular function (GO): odorant binding; olfactory receptor activity
Source: RefSeq, a predicted model, not a curated record